Messenger RNA from Prosopis cineraria, 1293 nucleotides. Its product is annotated as exopolygalacturonase-like. The coding region runs from base 1 to 1293 and encodes 430 amino acids. The record is from RefSeq and is a predicted model, not a curated record. The transcript has 5 exons. Gene Ontology annotation, biological process: carbohydrate metabolic process. Gene Ontology annotation, molecular function: polygalacturonase activity. NCBI's taxonomy places the organism in Eukaryota, Viridiplantae, Streptophyta, Magnoliopsida, Fabales, Fabaceae.
AUGGCCUUUCCAGGGAUGGUUCUUUCUGUUGUCAAAAUAAUUUUGAUGAGUUUUACAGUGCUGUCAUUAUUAUCUGAUUGUGCGGAUGCAGCAAGAAAAAAGCCAAUUUCUGGGCCUGAUACGUUCAUGGGUGAAAAUUUAGCUGUUGAUAAGCUUCUUCCAGGAGAAAAAAUAAUCAAUGUCUUGGAUUUCAAAGCCAAACCUGAUGGAGUCACUGAUUGCACUCAGGCAUUCAUGACAGCAUGGAGAACUGUAUGUAAUUCCCCACAGCAAGCGAGGCUUUAUGUUCCACCAGGGAAAUUCUAUGUGUCUUCCAUGUUCUUUGCUGGGCCAUGCAAGCCACUCCAAGCCAUCACAAUCAAAGUUGACGGCACCAUUCUCGCUUCCACUGACCCUUCAGAGUAUGUCAACGGCGAAUGGCUCAUCUUUUCCGACCUCCGGGGAAUCAAACUCACCGGCGCUGGCACUUUCGAUGGCCAAGGUAAAGAAAUGUGGGCCGCCAACACCGACUGCGACAAAGACACUUCCCCAGAAUGCAAAAGACUCCCCAGUAGUAUUCAAUUCAACAAUGUGACAGAUGGACUUAUACAAGGCAUAUCAUCAGUGAAUGCAAUGGGGUUUCACUUCUUCAUCACCAACUCUGCCAACAUUAGACUACGAACACUUAGUAUCAACGCACCAGGAGAUAGCCCUAAUACAGAUGGCAUUCAUAUGAGCCAUUCCAUCAACGUGAAAAUUUCUAAAUGUCUCAUUCAAACUGGGGAUGAUUGUGUCUCUAUGAUUCAAGGGGUAAGCAAUGUGGCGAUUAACAAAGUCACAUGUGGCCCUGGACAUGGUUUUAGCAUUGGAAGCCUUGGGAAGUACGCUGAUGAGCUAGAGGUGAAGAACAUUCGUGUGCUGAAUUGCACGAUGGUGGGCACAACUAAUGGUCUCAGAAUCAAAUCAUGGCCAGACAAGUUUCCAGGUGCAGCAUCACAAAUAAUCUUCGACGACAUUGUCAUGAACAACGUUGCGAAUCCUAUUGUCAUUGACCAAGAAUACCAAUGUGAACCUGCCAAAUGCAAUAAGAAGCCAUCACGUGUGAAAUUGAGUGGGAUCCAAUAUUCGAACAUAAGAGGAACAUCAUCUUCGAAAAUUGCAGUGGACUUACGAUGUAGUGGUGAUUUUCCAUGCGACCAUGUUCAGCUGAACAACAUUAAUCUCAAGGCAACAAAACCACCCCCUCCUACCUCCAGAUGUCUCAAUGCCAAACCACUCUAUCUGGGCAUGCAAUCUCCACCACCCUGCUCAUAG